Messenger RNA from Perkinsus marinus ATCC 50983, 171 nucleotides. RefSeq lists its product as hypothetical. NCBI's taxonomy places the organism in Eukaryota, Perkinsozoa, Perkinsida, Perkinsidae. Bases 1 to 171 code for a protein of 56 amino acids. The record is from RefSeq and is a predicted model, not a curated record. The transcript has 2 exons.
AUGGCUAGCUCAGCGGUACCGGGCAUUCCUCCAGGAGCUGUUGGUGACAUGCACGCUAAAGUUAACGCGCACCACAUAGAAGUAGAAGCCACCAUCGCUGAGGCUGAGGAGUUGCGGAGACAGCUCACACAUCUCCUCGGCUUGGGGCCUCGUGACGGUAGUGAUGCCUAG